This is a messenger RNA of Motacilla alba alba, 1061 nucleotides long. It is a transcript of the gene STAR, whose product is annotated as steroidogenic acute regulatory protein. Gene Ontology annotation, molecular function: cholesterol transfer activity; cholesterol binding. Gene Ontology annotation, cellular component: mitochondrial intermembrane space; mitochondrion. Gene Ontology annotation, biological process: intracellular cholesterol transport; steroid biosynthetic process; regulation of steroid biosynthetic process. The coding region runs from base 155 to 1006 and encodes 283 amino acids. NCBI's taxonomy places the organism in Eukaryota, Metazoa, Chordata, Aves, Passeriformes, Motacillidae. The transcript is spliced from 7 exons. The record is from RefSeq and is a predicted model, not a curated record.
CCCAGCCACCGCCACUGCCACUGCUCGGCCACCACCGCAGCCACUGCCCCGCCACAGCCAGUGCUGAGCCACAGCCACUGCCCGGCCACCGCCACUGCCACCAGCACUGCCACUGCCCAGCCACAGCCCAGCCCACGCUCUGACCCUGAGGGAGAUGCUGCCAGCCACGUCCAAGCUCUGCGCCGCCAUCUCCUACCGCCACCUGCGCAACAUGACCGGUCUGAGGAGACAAGCUGCCGUGGCCAUCAGCCAGGAGCUGAGCAGGCUCGCCAGCCACAGCCCAGGACCCAGCACCUGGAUCCACCAGGUGCGCAGGAGAAGCUCCUUACUCAGCUCAAGGCUGGAGGAGAAACCCUUCAGUGAGAUGCAAAUGUCUUACAUCAAGCAAGGAGAGGAGGCCCUGCAGAAAUCCCUCAGAAUCCUGGAGGACCAGGAUGACUGGAAGACCGAGACGGUGGCGGGCAAUGGGGACAAAGUGCUGAGCAAGGUGCUGCCGGACGUGGGGAAGGUGUUCCGGCUGGAGGUGGUGGUGGACCAGCCCCUGGACACGGUGUACGGAGAGCUGGUGGACAACAUGGAGCAGAUGGGAGACUGGAACCCCAACGUCAAAGAAGUCAGGAUUCUGGAGAAGAUUGGGAAGGACACGGUGAUCACCCACGAGAAGGCGGCCGCGACCCCCGGGAACAUUGUGGGGCCUCGGGACUUCGUGAGCGUGCGGUGCUCCAGGAGACGUGGCUCCACCUGCGUCCUGGCAGGGAUGUCCACCACCUACGGGGCCAUGCCCGAGCAGGAGGGCUUCAUAAGGGCUGAGAACGGUCCCACCUGCAUGGUCCUGCGCCCGCUGCCCGGCAGCCCCUCCCGGACCAGGCUCACCUGGCUGCUCAGCAUCGACCUCAAGGGGUGGCUGCCCAAGACCAUCAUCAACCAGGUCCUGUCCCAGACACAGGUGGACUUCGCCAAACACCUGCGGCAGCGCCUGGCCCGGCCGGUGCCUGCGGCCUGCUGACCACGGCCUGACCACAGCCUGACCACAGCCUGACCACAGCCUGACCACAGCCUGC